Raphanus sativus (radish) is the source of this 765-nucleotide messenger RNA. RefSeq names its product replication protein A 70 kDa DNA-binding subunit E-like. Gene Ontology annotation, biological process: DNA replication; iron ion transmembrane transport. Gene Ontology annotation, cellular component: nucleus; membrane. The record is from RefSeq and is a predicted model, not a curated record. The coding region runs from base 247 to 627 and encodes 126 amino acids. The transcript has 2 exons. Gene Ontology annotation, molecular function: iron ion transmembrane transporter activity; DNA binding. NCBI's taxonomy places the organism in Eukaryota, Viridiplantae, Streptophyta, Magnoliopsida, Brassicales, Brassicaceae.
UGUUAAUUAAGAGACAAAGGAGAAGGGUUCUUCUGAACACACGUCGCUCUCUCCUUCCGGUCUAAUAUUCUUCUCCACAUAUCUUUUUUUUCUCGAUGGAUUCUCCCACGGCAAUUACUCCGGCCACCACCGCUUCCCUCUCUUUUCCAGUUCCUACUCUUUCGUCUUCUCUACCACAGAUUUCAAAAUCCGAAUUUUUCUACAGUGAGUGCGGCGGCCAAUCUGACGGCGGGAGUGAUCGCGAAGAUGCUGAACGGAGAAGUGAAGGGGGGAGGAGGAGAUGACGUGAUCCUGCAAGUCAUAGAGAUUAAGAUGCUUCAGCAAGCGCAGAGGAACCAAGAGCAGAGCGUUGAGAGGUACAAGGUCGCCGUAUCAGACGGGAUCCAGUCUCAAGAAGAUAUGCUGAGCGCCGCUUCUAACGUCCUCGUCAAACAAGGGAGUAUUAAAAUCGGAUCGAUCCUUAGACUCACUCGAUUCAACUGCAGCCCCGUUAGGAAUCGAAGCUUUGGAAUAUUGAUGACUGCUACAUUACAGUGGAAAGGGAUACCUACAUACAUCAUUGGUAUAGGCAGAGGAAUAAGUGCCACGGUUGGACUAGCGGCUACGGUCGUCUAUCCUCUAAUGUAAAGCCACGGUUGGACUAGCGUAUAUAUGUAUCUUAGCUUUGUCUCUUAAUCUAUCCUCUCUUGUUACUUGUUCUCAUUCUAUGGUUGUUUUCAUGUUCUUGUCUUAAUCUAUCAUUUAAUCUACAUGUGAUUGUUUCAA